AUGUCCCGUGAUUCGACUGUCAGCCAAGAUACGUCUCACCUGGCCCCAUCUCUACUGUCGACAACGUCUGCCUAUACUGUAGGUGAUCAGAAUACGCAGUCCCGGGGAGUCUACUCGCGAUGGGGUGGUUCAUACGUCGGCUCCUCGUCGACGUUGUCUCUGGGUCCGUCGGAGAGCGUCAAUAUAGACGGGAGACGAAAGUUGCUCUUGAUCUAUAUCCAUGGCUUCAUGGGUGAAGAAGCGAGCUUCCACAAGUUCCCUGCUCAUGUCCAUAACCUUGUCACCAUUGCUCUGGCCGAGUCGCACGUUGUGUAUUCGAAGGUAUAUCCUCGAUACAAAUCCCGCCGAGCAAUGGACAUUGCACGUGAUGAUUUCAGUCGAUGGCUAUCACCGCAUGAGUCGGAAGAUACAGAUGUGAUCCUACUCGGCCACAGCCUGGGUGGGAUCCUAGCCGCAGAGGUUGCGCUGCUCCCAUCAGCCCCUGGGAGCAAGGAGAUCUUCGAGCAUCGUAUCCUGGGACUCAUCAAUUUCGACGUGCCAUUUCUGGGACUCCACCCAAGGGUAAUCAGCACAGGCAUUGGGAACUUGCUCCAUCCCAAGCGCAAGAAUUCACCGAGUCCUCAAAGAAAACGAGAUCCUUCUCCACCAGCAAAUCCGUCAGAGACCGUAUCCAGCAGACUGGGUUCAAUCGAUUUGGACGAUCACCCAUGUUCUGACCCCUUCGCUGUGCCUUCCAACGAUCCCCAUUUUGACCCUGCCUUCCCCAACGACGUCCAUCUAGCACGGCGAGGUCAGCUGGAUGGCGCGCUGCAUUUUAUCAAGAAAAACUCAGACCAUCUAGCCAGUGCGAUUCAGGAUUAUUUCAAGUCGUAUUUCGAAUUCGGAGGCUGUCUUCUUGACUACGCUGGCCUCCACAGUCGGUACCGAAGACUUCGAGAACUCGAAGCGGUGAACGAACUCGAGCGCAAGCGAGAUGCGCAGGGCCGAUUGCUGCGGCGGAUCAGAUUCGUCAAUUAUUACACUGCAAGCACGGGCCGGAUCAAGUCGCGGUCGCCUUCUCCUAUGAGGGUGCCAGAAUCGGACACCCAGCAAACACGGUCGAUCUCGGGAACCUCCGUCGGGAAAGAAAUAAUCAACGAACAAGCUCGAUCACGGCAGUCAAGUCCACGACCCUACGUGGAGGGUCCACAGGAAGGAUCAAAGCAUGACCUGGACGGAUACGACGCAAGCGGCGCUCAGUCAGAAGAGUCGGAAAACCCGCAUAUUCCGACAUUAGAAGACGACGUUAACCCGCACGAGAACAAUCCGACCGCUGCCAUUGAGUCACUACCACCUCUACCUCCUCUCCCAGACGAGCCAUCAGCGUUCGACCCAUCUCGGUACCAUGACAAAGACACGUUGAAGCUGGCGCAGAAGGAGCAUUCACGACUAGUCAAAGCGUACGAGCGGGCAAAAAAGGACCGUGACAAAGCAAUCAAGGAUCGCGAGGAACUUGCCCGAAAACUGGCAAAGGCGGCUGCCAAGAAACAGCUUCAAGAACAGAAGAAAGCAGCAGCAGCAAAGCAGGGCGAAAAGGCAAGCGCAAACAAUAAGGACAGUGAUAUUGUCGUCAUCGUCCAGGAGGAGGAGGAAACAUCCUCAUCCUCAUCCUCGAUAGAUGAGCGACCACCUAGUUCCCGAGACUUGAAUAAUUCCAACAUUUCUCUUCUCACAAAUAAUACUACCACCACCGGACGAGGAUCAGAAGACCACGACACUGCCAUCCUCUCCUCCUCCCCACAGCCUUCUGCACCACCACCUCCACCACCUCCACCUCUUCCUCCCCGACCGCAGCAGAAGCAGAGCCCAAAACAGAAACCUUCAAAAAAAGACCGCAAAUUCUGCGCCCUCCCUCCCGCAGUCGAAAGCGACCCCCUCUGGGAGCGAGUUUUCAUGGAGGGGAUCGACGAGGUCGUCGCGCACCAGUCCAUGUUCCUCCCGAACGGCAGCUACUACGAGCGACUGGUCGGGGACACCGCGGCACGGAUCGAGGAGUGGGUGAAGGACGAUUGCACGCGGCGGGUGAUCUGGAGGAGUCAGGUGGAGGAUGGGGUCCUGGGGUGA
Molecule: messenger RNA, 2103 nt
Organism: Rasamsonia emersonii CBS 393.64
Lineage: Eukaryota; Fungi; Ascomycota; Eurotiomycetes; Eurotiales; Trichocomaceae
Exons: 2
Coding region: 1-2103 (700 amino acids)
Source: RefSeq, a predicted model, not a curated record